UAUUAUUUUGGUUGUAGACAAAGGCAGCUCCCUUUUUCCGCUAACGCUAUUCUCCGUUCUCGCGGUGUGUUUCGGUAAAAUAUUAAUUAAAACUCAUCCAAAAACUGUUUUCCCCUCCUCUGUAUACUUAAUGGAUUGUCUUGAAAAUUAGCUCCUGCAUUCUGAGUCGAAAGGAAUAUUAGUUGUGACUUUGAGGACGAUGUUUGAUUGUUAUUUGAUGUGAACAAUUUGUUUUCUUCGUGCUAAAACAAAAACAGCACAGCGGAUUGGCUCAUAGUGCACAGCAGACCUUCAACACAACUUUCAACUGAGAUCGCCGCCUGCCAAACAAAACAGUUAAAUUAAAAAUGGCUUUUUAUUCAGUUCGCAUUGACGACAACGGCAAGGAAAUCGAAACCACUCGACAAACUUACAGGAAAUUCUUUAACGACACAUGUGGGGAUGCAGCAAGUGUCAAAGGGACCGAUCAAGACUUCCAAGCGAGACAAACAUGCCGUUCGCCGAUUAACACUUUUAAAACAGUGAGAUAUGUAAAUUCGGCGACAUUUAUUGAGAAAGAUCAUGAUCCGGUGAAAAAGCAGCAGCUAUCUGACCAAGAGGAAGAGCCCAACGAAUCCGACGAUGUUAAUUCAGAUACGUUCGAUUUUUCUGUCGAUGUAAACGAGCAACAAUAUCAAAGUCAUAUUGCGACAGAUAAAUUCAACGAAUCUGUUCCGGUUUUAGAGUUGAAUUCCAACGAAUCCUUCCCAUCGAGUAACAACUUAACGUACUCAUAUCGUCGAGUCUGUGAAGUCACGAAAAUCAUUCAGAAGCCGGAUGCAUAUAAAGAAUGGUUGGAUGCAAAACGAACCGCCCUUAUGUACCAACGUGAAAUGAAAAAGAAGCGAAAACAGGAAGAAGAGAAAGCUAAAGAAGAACGCAAGCGAAUGGCUGAAGAAAAGUUCAACGAAUGGCUGGCACGUAAAGCCAAGACCAAAGCAACUGAACAGGCAAAAUACCGAACACAACAAACGGCACCGAAAAAAGAAUCGCUUACCGAUAUCAAAUAUACACUUAAAGUGGAUAAACCUGAACCCGAGUCGAAUUUUAACGCGUGGCUUGAACAAAAAAAGCAACAAGAGAAAGCGCAAAAGGAGAAAAUCAACCAGGACCUCAAGCGAGAAGAAGAACUGAAAUCAAAGCGUAAGCAGGAGUCUGCAAAUGUUUAUGAGAAUUGGUUGAAAACUGCACCUCAAAAACCAAAGCCUGUUCCUCUCAAUCAAGGAUUAUUCACGUUGAAAGGUUCUCUUUCACAAAUCUACGUGAAUCCCGUACCGUGGGUGUCCACUGAUCCUGACGACGGUUCGAAAUCAAUGUAGAGAUCAUGGGCACAAUACCAUGAUUAGACUGGUAUUUCAAACAUUUUUGGCCACAGCAGUGUCCCUUCGUCGACUUUUAAAUUUCAAGAAUAUUUCAAGUUUCUUCUUUGUAGGAAAAAGCAUAAUUCACUAAGUGUAUUUAUUUUAUAUUCCGCCUAAAUGGGAGAUUUGCAUAAAAUAAAAAAAAUCUUGGUCUACACUGAA
Molecule: messenger RNA, 1562 nt
Organism: Hermetia illucens (black soldier fly)
Lineage: Eukaryota; Metazoa; Arthropoda; Insecta; Diptera; Stratiomyidae
Product: coiled-coil domain-containing protein 34-like
Exons: 4
Coding region: 348-1358 (336 amino acids)
Source: RefSeq, a predicted model, not a curated record